ACCUUCCAAUUUGCAUCCCGUAGCAGUUGUUGUCUUUAAAAUGGCGCCGUUAGACUUGGAUAAAUAUGUCGAAAUUGCAAGGCAAUGUAAAUAUCUACCAGAAAACGAUUUAAAGAGAUUGUGUGAUUAUGUAUGCGACCUACUACUAGAAGAAUCCAACGUACAGCCAGUGUCCACUCCAGUUACAGUAUGCGGAGACAUUCACGGACAGUUUUAUGACCUGUGUGAACUCUUCAGAACAGGAGGGCAGGUUCCAGACACAAACUAUAUUUUUAUGGGUGACUUUGUGGACCGGGGAUACUACAGCUUAGAGACAUUCACAUAUCUGCUAGCCUUGAAAGCCAAGUGGCCCGACCGUAUCACUCUGCUACGAGGGAAUCACGAGAGCCGGCAGAUCACACAGGUUUACGGCUUUUAUGAUGAGUGCCAAACCAAGUAUGGGAACGCAAACGCCUGGCGGUACUGUACAAAAGUGUUCGACAUGCUGACGGUGGCAGCUCUCAUAGACGAGCAGAUCCUUUGUGUCCACGGCGGUCUCUCUCCCGACAUUAAGACCCUGGAUCAGAUCCGAACCAUCGAGCGCAACCAGGAAAUCCCCCACAAGGGGGCGUUCUGCGACCUGGUGUGGUCCGACCCGGAGGACGUGGACACCUGGGCCAUCAGCCCCCGGGGCGCUGGCUGGCUGUUUGGAGCCAAGGUCACCAACGAGUUCGUGCACAUCAACAACCUGAAGCUCAUCUGCCGGGCGCACCAGCUGGUGCACGAGGGCUACAAGUUCAUGUUCGACGAGAAGCUGGUGACGGUGUGGUCGGCCCCCAACUACUGCUACCGCUGCGGAAACAUCGCCUCCAUCAUGGUCUUCAAGGACGUCAACACCAGGGAGCCCAAGCUCUUCCGGGCCGUGCCUGACUCCGAGAGGGUCAUCCCGCCCCGGACCACCACGCCCUACUUCCUCUAAGCACAGAGCUCCGCCCCCUGUCCCCGCCCCUCUCCGCUCCGCCCUCUCACCUCCUCUUUUCCUUUUCUGUAUUCCGUAUUCCUUUUUAAAAAUAAUUACAAUAUCAUGUUUUUUUUGUCUUUUUUUUUUUAUGCCAACCGACCAUCUUUGUUCCUCCUUCCUUGGAAAAAUAUGGUUUGUUGCAGAGCCCCUUUUUGUUUUUGUUUUUUUUAUAUAUACAUUUGAGGGGAGAUUUUUUUUUUUUUAUCUCCACAUUGUCAAUCAGCUUUUAUCAAUUGUUUUGGUCCCUGGCAUUUAAGAAUGGUGAAACACAGUCCUGUGAUUCCGUAGAUCUUCAUAUUUUUAUCUGCUGCCCAGUUCUGCUGUCAUGCGUUGUUUCAAAGGACUCUGUGGCACCUGUGUUCUCACACCAAACCUUGAUAUGGCCCUGCUUUAACCCCCCCAAGUCUUAUUAUGAAUUCUGUAACUGGUUCAAGGGUCAGGGGUCAGAGCAGACACCACAGCGGAUGGAACAGAUUCGGCUGUGAAGAAUUUGUACAUUCAAGCAAUUCUAUUGAUUUGUUUUUUCUUUGUUUUGUUUUUUUUUUCUGAGAUUUGUUGUAUUUUAUUAUUGUAGAAACUGCAACCUCUACAUACUUAUUAAAAUAUUGAAAAUAAAAUGCCUUUAUUAUUAACUUUA
This is a messenger RNA of Conger conger (European conger), 1637 nucleotides long. RefSeq names its product serine/threonine-protein phosphatase 6 catalytic subunit. The coding region runs from base 41 to 958 and encodes 305 amino acids. Gene Ontology annotation, biological process: peptidyl-serine dephosphorylation; G1/S transition of mitotic cell cycle. NCBI's taxonomy places the organism in Eukaryota, Metazoa, Chordata, Actinopteri, Anguilliformes, Congridae. Gene Ontology annotation, cellular component: cytoplasm. The transcript is spliced from 7 exons. The record is from RefSeq and is a predicted model, not a curated record. Gene Ontology annotation, molecular function: protein serine/threonine phosphatase activity.